Molecule: messenger RNA, 1071 nt
Organism: Trichobilharzia szidati
Lineage: Eukaryota; Metazoa; Platyhelminthes; Trematoda; Strigeidida; Schistosomatidae
Source: the annotation of a GenBank genome assembly
GUUACCUCAAUACUGUUCGAUGUCAAAAACUGAUUCACAACAUUUGCCACAUGGUGAAUUUGUUCCACACGAUCCGGCGAAAAGUGACUUGACUGUAUUUGUUAGUAAUCUGGAUUAUUCAACGACUGAAGAUCAGUUACGAAAGACAUUUGAAAAGUGUGGUGAAUUAACCUCUGUUCGCCUUGUUCGUGAUUAUGCUGGUCGAUCUAAAGGAUUCGCUUAUGUUGAAUUCAAACAUAAAGAUUCGGUAACCGCCGCGCUCGCAUUAGAUAGACAACCAGUUGUAAGUGAUGAAUGCUUUGAGAAUAAUGCUUCAUCAAAUCUUGACAAUAAUUUACAAGAUGAAAAAGAUCAAGGAACAACAACAACAACGACGACAACGGUGGCAGAAUCUUCGAAAUCAUCGACACCCUUUAAACGACCAAUGUUUGUAUCCAUCUGUGAUCCAAGUAAAGUGAAAGCCUCUGGAUUCAAGUAUACAGUUGGUAAAAAAGAACCAGGAAUGUUGUUUCUACGAAAUUUAGAUAAAAAUGUAAAAAGUGGAGAUUUAGUGAGAUUAUUUAGAGAGUAUGGACUAGUAAGUAUUUGUCUGGUCACCUGUCCAAAUGGUGUGCCUACAGGUGAUGCGUUUAUUGAAUUUAAAAGUGCUGAUGAUGCCAGUCGAGCGUUGAUUGCUAUCGAUGGUUUACAGUUUGGUAGUAAAGUGCUGUCAGUAGCUAUUAGUGAACCACCUGUCCGCCAGGAUGCAUCUCAAAGCUUUAAACCGCCUACAAUGAAAAGCAAUGAAACAUGUGAAACACCGCAAUCAGAUUUUACUGGUGGAUCUUCUGCACGAAAGUCUCGGACACAAUUGGAAUUUCUACCACGUGCAAUACAUCGUACACAUGAAAGUCAAGCCGGUAGUGAUCAAACAGAAUCUUCUGAUGAUAAAGGCGAAGUUAAAUAAUCUCCUGUUGAUAACACUAAAACUAAUGAAUAUUUUCGAAAACGUUUUAUGAAAUAAUAUUGUUGAUAAUAAUAAUAAUGAUAAUAAUAUAUUCAUGUAAAGCCACUUACUUUUAUAUUCCGAAA